Molecule: messenger RNA, 1087 nt
Organism: Manihot esculenta (cassava)
Lineage: Eukaryota; Viridiplantae; Streptophyta; Magnoliopsida; Malpighiales; Euphorbiaceae
Product: transcription factor MYB59
Exons: 3
Coding region: 94-825 (243 amino acids)
Biological process (GO): regulation of DNA-templated transcription
Cellular component (GO): nucleus
Molecular function (GO): sequence-specific DNA binding; DNA-binding transcription factor activity
Source: RefSeq, a predicted model, not a curated record
CUACAUGUCCAAGCACAACAAAAGUUGGGAACAAAAGUUGGGAUCAAACCAUCUUUCUAAGAAAUCUGGGAAGAGAGGAAGGAGAAAAAAAAAAUGAAAAUGGUGCAAAAUGAAAUCAGAAAGGGUCCAUGGACUGAACAGGAAGACAUUCUCCUGAUCAACUUUGUGCACCUGUUUGGAGAUCGACGAUGGGAUUCUAUUGCUAAAGUUUCAGGGUUGAACAGAACUGGGAAGAGUUGCCGGCUGCGAUGGGUUAAUUAUCUGCACCCUGGACUCAAAAGGGGGAAGAUGACACCCCAAGAAGAGAAACUUGUGUUGGAACUUCAUGCCAAAUGGGGGAAUAGAUGGUCCAGAAUUGCUCGGAAAUUACCAGGGCGAACGGAUAAUGAGAUCAAGAACUACUGGAGGACUCACAUGAGGAAGAAGGCUCAAGAAAGGAAGAGGACUAUGUCUCCAUCAUUGUCAUCUUUCAACAGUUCCUCAACAUCAAAUAUUACAACACAGAAUUCAUCACCUUUCCCUGAGACUGCAGAAGCAAGUUUUUAUGAUACAGGAGGGCCUGAAUCAUCAUCUUCAGGAGGACAAAUCAGUGAGGCAGAACAAGAAGGUGAAAAAGGGUACUCUAUGGAUGAUAUAUGGAAAGAUAUUGAAAACAGUAUUGAACCGGCUUAUGAUGGGUUUAGUGAAGAAGGGUGCAAUUUCUCUUCUUUUUCAAUUGCAUCUCCUUCAUGGGAGUAUUGCUCAGACACACUGUGGAGGAUGGAUGAAGAGGAGAGUAAGAUGUUUCUCCCUUACGAGUGUGGGACAGUGUUUUUAACAGGCUAACCAGAAAUUCUUUAUUUAUAUUUCUUCAUAGAAGUGAUAUUUCUCUGAGGAAGCUCUAACCUGUACAGCAUGGGUUUUCUCUUAAGCUUUCUGCCAUGUUAUGCAUAACCUAUGUCCCUGUGUUUGCGUGCUUUCAAAUUUCAGAGAGGAAGAGAGAGCCUUAACAAAUCUCCUCUAAGGAGAUCGUUAUGUUCAAAUGAUGUAUGAUAGAACCUUUAAGUUUCACUGUUGAAUGAAGCUGAUGCAACAUUAAAAUCCAAAA